Molecule: messenger RNA, 1494 nt
Organism: Alnus glutinosa
Lineage: Eukaryota; Viridiplantae; Streptophyta; Magnoliopsida; Fagales; Betulaceae
Product: probable mannitol dehydrogenase
Exons: 5
Coding region: 110-1195 (361 amino acids)
Biological process (GO): lignin biosynthetic process
Molecular function (GO): cinnamyl-alcohol dehydrogenase activity; zinc ion binding
Source: RefSeq, a predicted model, not a curated record
CUAACACAAUUCAUUUUCUGCACGUACUUUUAUUCUCUCCAUUUUUGCUACUAUUCCGAUUGUUUGUUUCUUCAUAGUUGCUUUCAACGUGCGAUAAAAGAGAGGAUUAAUGGCAAAAUCACCAGAGCAAGAGCACCCCAUUAAGGCAGCUGGAUGGGCUGCCAGGGAUUCUUCCGGAGUCCUCUCCCCCUUCAAAUUCUCGAGAAGGGCAACCGGAGACAAGGACGUAACAUUCAAAGUUCUUUACUGUGGGAUAUGCCACUCGGACCUUCACAUGCUCAAGAAUGAAUGGGGCACGUCCUUUUACCCCCUUAUCCCUGGGCAUGAGUUUGUGGGUUUAGUGACAGAGGUGGGGAGCAAGGUACAGAAAUUCAAAGUUGGAGACAAUGUUGGCGUAGGCUGCAUGGUUGGAGCUUGUCACUCUUGCGAUAACUGCUCGAACAACCUUGAAAAUUACUGCCCAAAAUCGAUCCUCACCUAUGGCGCCAAGUACUAUGAUGGAACCACAACAUAUGGUGGCUACUCCGACAUCAUGGUUGUGGACGAGCACUUUGUCGUCCGUAUUCCAGACAACCUACCGCUUGAUGCUGGUGCUCCCCUCCUUUGUGCUGGGAUUACUGUGUACAGCCCCUUGAGAUUUUAUGGACUUGACAAACCCGGCAUGCAAUUGGGUGUGGUUGGCCUUGGUGGGCUAGGCCAUGUGGCUGUGAAGUUCGCUAAAGCUAUGGGGGUUAAGGUGACAGUGAUCAGUACCUCACCCAAGAAGGAGAAGGAAGCUUUGGAACAUCUUGGCGCUGACUCGUUUUUGGUUAGCACUGACCAAGAUCAGAUGCAGGCUGCCCAGGGCACUUUGGAUGGUAUCAUUGAUACGGUCUCGGCAAAGCAUCCUCUCCUGCCUCUAAUUGGCCUGUUGAAGUCACAUGGAAAGCUCGUCAUGGUUGGUGCGCCAGAGAAGCCACUAGAGCUACCAGUCUUUCCUUUGCUAUUGGGAAGGAAGAUGGUAGGUGGUAGUUGCAUUGGAGGCAUGAAGGAGACACAAGAAAUGGUUGAUUUUGCAGCCAAACACAACAUAACAGCUGACAUUGAGGUUAUCCCAAUUGAUUAUGUGAACACUGCCAUGGAGCGCCUCUCGAAAGCCGAUGUGAGAUACCGUUUUGUCAUCGACAUUGGGAACUCAUUGAAGUCGAGCUUUUGAAUUCUGCGUUUUAGGAUAAUAAAAGAUACUGAAGGAUAUUUUGGUUUGGGAUUUUUAAGAUUUAGUGGGAUAUUGUGAGCCUUGUGAUUUUUUCCCUUUAUUAGAUGCAUGGCAGCGUCAUAACUUGGGAGAUAGGUGUGUUAUGGUCAAUUAAGAUUACUUUGUGGAAUUUAUGGAAUUCUCCAUAAUAAAUGCACUAGCAUAGAACUUAUGUUUUGAUUGGGUUUUUAUUUAUGCUUUUGAAUAUAAAUGUUAUUUAAGAUAAUUGCUUUUGCAAUUAUUGAGGUUUUGAAUUAAAA